Talpa occidentalis (Iberian mole) is the source of this 3416-nucleotide messenger RNA. RefSeq names its product TAM41 mitochondrial translocator assembly and maintenance homolog (gene TAMM41). The transcript is spliced from 8 exons. Gene Ontology annotation, biological process: cardiolipin biosynthetic process; CDP-diacylglycerol biosynthetic process. Gene Ontology annotation, molecular function: phosphatidate cytidylyltransferase activity. Gene Ontology annotation, cellular component: mitochondrion. The coding region runs from base 19 to 1020 and encodes 333 amino acids. The record is from RefSeq and is a predicted model, not a curated record. NCBI's taxonomy places the organism in Eukaryota, Metazoa, Chordata, Mammalia, Eulipotyphla, Talpidae.
GGCCCCCGCGCCAGCCCCAUGGCGCUGCAGAGCUCGGGGGUGGCCCUCCGCAAGAUCCUGUCCCACUUCCCCGAGGAGCUGAGCCUGGCUUUCGCCUACGGCUCGGGGGUGUACCGCCAGGCGGGGCCCAGUUCAGGCCAGAAGGGCCUCAUGUUGGACUUUGUGUUCUCGGUGGAUGACCCUGUUGCAUGGCAUUCAAAGAACUUGCAGAAAAAUUGGAGCCAUUACUCUUUCCUAAAAGUGUUGGGGCCUAAGAUGAUCACAACUGUCCAGAAUAACUAUGGUGCUGGAGUUUACUACAACCCACUGAUCAUGUGUGAUGGUAAGCUUAUCAAAUAUGGGGUAAUUAGUACUAGUCUUUUGAUUGAAGAUCUCCUCAACUGGAAUAACUUAUAUAUUGCUGGCCGGCUCCAGAAACCGGUGAAAAUCCUAGCCAUGAACGAGAACAUCAUGCUGAGGUCAGCCCUUGAUAGAAAUCUGAAAAGCGCUGUGACCGCUGCCUUCCUCAUGCUCCCUGAAAGCUUUUCCGAAGAAGACCUCUUUCUAGAGAUCGCUGGGCUCUCCUACUCAGGUGACUUUCGGAUGGUGGUUGGAGAGGACAGGACCAAAGUGUCAAACAUCGUGAAGCCCAACAUUGCGCACUUCCGUGAGCUCUACAGUGCCAUACUGCACGAGAACCCCCAGGUGGUGUAUAAAGCCCAGCAAGGCAGACUGGAGAUAGAUAAAAGCCCAGAAGGACAGUUUACUCAGCUGAUGUCGUUGCCCAGAUCCUUACAGCAAGAGAUCAAUCAUAUUAUGCACUCUCCUGGGAAAAACAGAGAUGUGGAGGAAACUCUGUUGCAAGUCGCUCAUGAUCCUGAGUGUGGAGAGGUGGUGCGACUAGGACUCACAGCGAUCGUGAGACCAUCAAGCGUGAGACAGAGCACCAAAGGCAUUUUCACAGCUGGCCUGAGAAAAUCAGUGGUUUAUAGUUCGCGAAAACUACUUAAAAUGUGGAGAGGAUGGCUGUGGAAAACAUAGUAAUUUUUCCUGCUUUUAUAUACAAGUGUGUCCAUGAAUAAAGUGACCCUUUUUGACAGAACAGCAUUUGUUACUUUGGCCCAUUGCUUCAAUUUGAAGAUGCCCUGGUUCGAAGAAUACUUUAUUUUUAAAAUGUAUUCGUCAGAUGUCUGUCCAGAUGGGACCCAGAGACCUUGGAGGACACAUCAGAGGAGAAGAACCCCUCCUCACAUACAGAACCACCCGGGCCCUGUUCUCACAGAGGUUAGCUGUGCCCUGCAUUUCUUGGUCCAGCAGAGUCUAGACCAACUGUCAGUCGUCACCCACUGUGGACAUGCAGCCCUGGGGCGGCUGCAGGGGAAGGGUUUUUCCCAGGGACAGCUCACACGUGUCCUGUCAGUGCUUUCCGGGAUCCAGGCUUUUAUGUUUCUCUUUGUUCUCCAUGAAAGUAUGCAGCACAGUGACAUGGGGUGAGGAGCCUGGGGUAGACCGCUGGCCCAGGCUUUCCUUGUUGCAAUGGUGAGUGGUGUAGCAUAACAGGAACCCCACAAUGCCUUCAACAAAUCACCCGUUAGCUUGCAUAACCCUGGAGUUCGCAGUGUGGUUGGUCUCUGAACUGGUUGGAUUCAGCAGGUUGACAGAACCAUCAAGGACCCAGGGUCUCCAUCUUUUCUCUGUGCUCUUCACCAAUUUGGCAUCAUACAUACCAAGGCCGCUGCCCUCAGAGCCUGAGACCACUGGCACCAGCUUUGCGCUCCCCUUCCAGAUUUGGGGAGACAGAGGUUUCCUGUCAGAAGUGCUCUUGGAGAUCGUUCCCACAGCCUGCAGCAAGCCCCUGUCUGGUUUCAGUCAGUGGUAGCUGUUAUUGUUGAUAUUAUUUCCUUUGACAUGUCUUGGAGAAUCUUUUAUUUACUGCCCUAUAAAAAUAACCAGUUGACUAAAUAAAGAAAUCUCCCUGAUUUCUGGCCAGAAUUCCUUGAAACGCUGUUUCAGAAUUUACAAUCGUCUCAUGAAAAGCUUGAUUCCCAGGGCGCUUCCCUACGAAUAGAGAGCUGUGGCUUCUAAACAUUUUCCUUAAUUAGCCAAGUGACCUUGGAGAAGGCUUUGAAUUUCUGACCAAAAGCUCAUGAUCCGGUCCCAGGUCAUCUCUGCCACAAAUCAGCCAGAAGGCAUCGGGUGUCACUGAUGGGGUGGACGGUGGGGUGGCUCACUGGGCUCCCAGAGGAGCAGGCUUCUUGGUGGGGGGGGCAAGAAAAUGUGAUCAAGACCACAAACAAAACAGCCCAACACAUUGGCUGCCUCUGCCCACCGGCUUCCGUCAAGCUAGCACCGAUGAAGCUGAUACCCGACCCGAGAGCAGAGCUUCUUAGAACUCAAGACGUGGUCCUAUAGCUCCCUAGGGGCUGAGGGGUCUCCAUGGCCGUGUUAGCUCCAGCUGAAUCAUGGGUUCUCACUCUUGGAGGUACUUUGUGGCCAGUGAGCACUGCCUCCCAGGUCCCCCAAAGCUGGUGGUCACCUCAGCCACCAAAGCAUCCUCAGUGACCAGUAAGAAGCUCGGGGCUGAAUCGGUGAUGCCCUGUUUGAGAAGAUGUUCGCUGACCUGUGUGCUUCAUGGAAGAACAUUCCUGCGCUGGUCUUUCCUGCUCUGGUCUUACCCGGGGAAGGCCCACUCCCCUGAUUCCAUAGGCACAGGCCCACAUCUUCAAAGCACUUCUCACUAGUGAAGGAUUAGAAAGGAUAGGGGAAGUAACAUUUGCUGGAGGCCUGUAAACACGAGUUAGGUUAUGAAAACUGCUUCAUUUAAUCCUUACCCUACAAUGCAGAGAUGAUCUCCCUUCUCCCCUUUCUUGUUUCCUUAACCAGUGAAACUCAGGGAUACAGAGGUUAAAUGACUGGCCACAGCCGCCAUAGCUAGUACAGCUGGGGUUUGAAUUCGGUUCUCAGUCUGCUCAUGCUUCAGUUUCACAUUCGACAUUGGGCCUUGAUGCAAGCUGUGGGUAAUUCUUUCCAGGUUUAUGCAGAUGAUCUCUCAUAAUGAGUUUCAGCCAUCACUGGCCAUAGGGUUAGACCCCUGGUGUGCUUUCUUCAACACCAUUUCUAUUUCUGCUAUCAAGUGCAGCGAUAAAAAAAAAACUGCUUCCUAGAAUGAACUACUUCUGCAGAGAUGAUGCGUGACAUGUCAGCACUGAUGGCAAACUCAGAGACUAAACCUCCUCACCUUUCAAACAGAAUGAGGAGUAAUCCCAGACAGGUGGUGACUUCCAAGAUCACAUAUACUGUUGACAACCUGGACUAAAAUCUGCAUGUCUUGGCAGCUCUUCUGCCUGCCUGUAUCUAUGCAGGUGCCUCUCUUUUUUUCUCCUUUUCCUAAUAAAACUGUCCUUUUAAAAUGUUAAAUAAAUAAAUAAAUGAUGAAA